UUUUGAUCUGAAAAUGGCGAGUAAAACAGAGGGUUACAACAUCUACAAGAUUUUCAAGUAUUUCAGUAGAAAGUUCAAGAUCAAGGAUAAGGCUUUACCCACUGACGUAAAGGAAGCUUUCUCCAACUAUGCUGGCUCUCCUGAGGCUCGCAUGAGACCCGAUCAGCUCCGCCGAUUCAUGGCUGAGCACCAGGGUGAAACGGAAAUUACUCUCUCUGACGCCGAGGGAAUCGUACGCCAGGUCCUCAGUAGACGCAAAAACGACGUCGUUCAAGACCAUACGACGGGGCUUAUCCUCGAGGAUUUCUUCUACUUACUAUUCCUCGACGAUCUCAAUGGCCCUUGCAAUUCCCAGGUGCACCAUGAUAUGACAGCUCCCCUGUCUCACUAUUUCAUAUAUACAGGGCAUAAUUCAUACCUAACAGGCAAUCAACUUAGCAGUGAUUGUAGCGAGGUCCCAAUUAUAAAGGCUUUACAAGGAGGCGUUAGAGUCAUUGAACUUGACUUAUGGCCAUCUUCCAAAGAUGAUAUUAAUGUUCUACAUGGGAGGACAUUGACUACUCCUGUGCCAUUGAUUAACUGUUUGAAGUGCAUUAAAGAACAUGCUUUUGUUACAUCUCCAUACCCAGUGAUUAUAACUUUUGAAGACCACCUUACACCAAGCCUUCAGGCUAAAGUUGCUGAGAUGGUAACUCGAACUCUUGGAGACUUGCUUUAUUAUCCCGAGUCUGAAUGCUUGACAGAAUUCCCUUCACCAGAAUCGUUGAAGAAUAGAAUAAUUAUAUCAACUAAACCCCCAAAAGAGUUUCUAGAAUUGAAGGAUAAGGGAAAUGUCUUGGCUAAUGAAAGAGAAUCAUCUGGAGAAGAAACCUCAGGAAAGGACACUGUAGAUGGAGGCCUUGGAGUUGAAUUCGAUGCCGAUGAUAGGAGUGAAAGUGAUCAAGAUGAUGAGGACAACAAUGCCUGUGGCGAUAAUAAAUCAUGUCAACCAGCAGCACCACCUGAGUAUAAACGUCUUAUUACAAUCCAUGCCGGAAAGCCAAAGGGUGGUCUAAGGGAAGCUUUAAGAGUAGCAAGCGACAAAGUUCGACGCCUUAGUUUGAAUGAACAAGCACUUGAAAGGGCUGCUGCCUCUUACCCAACUGACCUUGUAAGUUUCACUCAGAGAAAUGUUUUAAGAGUGUACCCCAAAGGAACUCGAUUCAAUUCCUCAAAUUACAAGCCCAUUAUUGGAUGGAUGCAUGGAGCUCAAAUGGUUGCUUUUAAUAUGCAGGGAUAUGGAAAAUCACUUUGGCUGAUGCAUGGGAUGUUUAGAGCCAAUGGAGGCUGCGGUUAUGUGAAAAAACCUGAUUUUCUGAUGCAAAAUGGUCCAAGAAAUGAGGUGUUUGAUCCUAAAAGAACCAGGCCUGUGAAAAUGACAUUAAAGGUUAAAGUAUAUAUGGGGGAUGGAUGGCACCUUGACUUUAGUCGAACACACUUUGAUACUUACUCACCACCUGACUUUUACACAAAGGUUUACAUAGUUGGUGUACCAGCUGAUUGUUCAAAAAAGAAGACAGAGAUAAUUAGUGAUGAUUGGGCACCUGUUUGGAACGAGGAAUUCACAUUUCCUUUGACAGUACCUGAGUUGGCCUUGCUUAGGAUAGAGGUACGAGAAUAUGACAAAUCCGAGAAAGAUGAUUUUGGUGGCCAAACAUGUCUACCGGUCUCUGAUAUUAAACAAGGCAUCAGAGCAGUCCCACUUCACAACAGAAAGGGAGAAAAAUACAAAUCUGUCAAGCUCUUAAUGGGAUUUCAAUUCCAAUAAAAUUCAUUAUCCCCCUCUUUCUCCCUUCUUAUUAUAUCAUCCCUUUCAUCACUAAAAUUAAUAAAAUUCAAGGGUGUCAUUGUAAAUACUAUUAUUUGACAAGGGUGGUGGUGAAAGAUACUAGAAUUUUAUAAGGGACUACUUUUUUUAUUUA
Molecule: messenger RNA, 1961 nt
Organism: Cannabis sativa
Lineage: Eukaryota; Viridiplantae; Streptophyta; Magnoliopsida; Rosales; Cannabaceae
Product: phosphoinositide phospholipase C 6
Exons: 9
Coding region: 14-1807 (597 amino acids)
Biological process (GO): lipid metabolic process; phosphatidylinositol-mediated signaling
Molecular function (GO): phosphatidylinositol-4,5-bisphosphate phospholipase C activity
Source: RefSeq, a predicted model, not a curated record